AUGACCUUGAAAAUCAUCUUCUUUCCAUUCAAGUUGAUCCUUGCACGACUACUGGGUUCACUUCUUGCGGUUUUAUCUAUUGCUAUACUCCUAUACUGCUCUGGCUCUUUCUUGGAAGCAAAUUCUAGCUUGUUCACGUCAGCAACCGGAUCCCGUUUUUUUGUCAAUUUGUUUCCAUCCGUUGGCGCUAUCUACUGUUCAGUCUUCCCGGGCAAAUCAUGCCAAACACAAUACUUGCAAAAGAGCAACUCCAAAGACGAAAUUGGACGGAUUGCCAACACACUUUCAACCACAACGGCCAAAGCAUCUGACGUGUUCGAAUCCAUCUCUCACUUGAGCAAUCCAACGAAUCUUGAAAUCUACCAGACAGAAAUCUGGGAGCUUACGUUUGCGAUUCGAUAUUCCAGUAAUCUUGAAGAAAAAGAUGCCAUGGCCGAGGAACUAUGGGAAUUAGGAGGAAUGACGGGAAAACUGAAGGACAGGGUUAUUGACCUGAAUGGGAAAGCGAUUAAUUCAUUUUCCUCAAUUGCACAUGAAUUUUCACGUGUUGGACAAGUAAUCCAAUUGGUUAAUAACAGGAAAACAUCCUAUUCGAUCGAUAUCGUUCAAAACAAUCUGCAGCUAGCAUUCUCCAACUUUGAUUGGGAGCUGAAAAAAUUGAUCGAUUCAAUUGAGGAUUCCAUCCCUCUUGCAUCCCGAGCGGCAAGUCUGGGUCUGCAAGUCUCUGAGAGAAUCCACAAAGAGCAUUACAAACUCCAACUAUUUCAAGAUGACCAGCCACUAUGGAGGAAAUUGAUCGAUCAGACAAAACGGAGUGGAAAGCAACUGAGGAGAGACCUUAAUCUAACGGCACGAAGUAUCCAAACAGCAAGGGCUCUACACACCGGCCUGGAGGAGAUUCGAAGUGAUUUGGUAUCUUAUCAAAAUCAUGUCUCAUAUUUCAAAGCUGCAAUUUCAGGCUGGCAUUUGGCUGAUCAUGGUCUCACUGCUGAAGAUGAACUCGAAUCCAUGAAAUCCACUAUCAAUCAACUUCGAGACACAAUUUCCAUGGCCAAGAAAAAUUCUAAAGAGAAGGAUAUCCGAAUACCAUCUGUUGAUUUGUAA
Messenger RNA from Puccinia graminis f. sp. tritici CRL 75-36-700-3, 1104 nucleotides. RefSeq lists its product as uncharacterized. The transcript has 3 exons. Lineage: Eukaryota; Fungi; Basidiomycota; Pucciniomycetes; Pucciniales; Pucciniaceae. The record is from RefSeq and is a predicted model, not a curated record. Bases 1 to 1104 code for a protein of 367 amino acids.